Molecule: messenger RNA, 1926 nt
Organism: Cucumis sativus (cucumber)
Lineage: Eukaryota; Viridiplantae; Streptophyta; Magnoliopsida; Cucurbitales; Cucurbitaceae
Product: elongation factor 1-alpha
Exons: 3
Coding region: 268-1617 (449 amino acids)
Biological process (GO): translational elongation; translation
Molecular function (GO): GTP binding; translation elongation factor activity; GTPase activity
Source: RefSeq, a predicted model, not a curated record
CAUUCAUUUCGAGAAAAUGGAAAAGAAUAUUCAAACAGACAUCUAUACUAUUUCUAUUUUGCUUGGACACCAAGUUUUAGUCUCAUAAGUCUAUUUAUUUCUACUUGCUUGCAUAGACAGUUUUUGUGGAAGGAAUCAACAAAGGCGGUAUCAAAAACAAAUUCCAUACAGUUUUUGGAUUUGUUUCUCGUUCUCCAAAUCGCGUUGACUUUACACUCUCUCUGUUUCCUCUGAUCACAAAUUGUAUUUUGUAGCUGAAAUUCAAGUAUGGGUAAGGAGAAGGUUCACAUUAACAUUGUGGUCAUUGGCCAUGUCGAUUCUGGGAAAUCGACCACCACUGGCCAUUUGAUUUACAAGCUUGGAGGUAUUGACAAGCGUGUUAUUGAGAGGUUUGAGAAGGAAGCUGCUGAGAUGAACAAGAGAUCGUUCAAAUAUGCUUGGGUUUUGGACAAGCUUAAGGCUGAACGUGAGCGCGGAAUCACAAUUGAUAUUGCUUUGUGGAAGUUCGAGACCGCCAAGUACUACUGCACUGUGAUUGAUGCUCCUGGGCAUCGUGAUUUCAUCAAGAACAUGAUUACUGGUACUUCCCAGGCUGACUGUGCUGUUCUUAUCAUUGAUUCAACUACCGGAGGUUUUGAAGCUGGUAUUUCUAAGGAUGGGCAGACUCGUGAACAUGCCCUUCUUGCCUUUACCCUUGGUGUUCGACAAAUGAUCUGCUGCUGCAACAAGAUGGAUGCCACUACUCCCAAAUACUCCAAAUCUAGAUACGAUGAAAUCGUCAAAGAAGUUUCAUCCUACCUCAAGAAAGUUGGCUACAACCCGGACAAAAUCCCCUUUGUCCCCAUCUCUGGAUUUGAAGGUGACAACAUGAUUGAAAGAUCCACCAAUCUCGACUGGUACAAAGGCCCUACCCUUCUCGAAGCUCUCGACCAAGUCCACGAGCCCAAGAGACCAUCUGACAAACCCCUUCGUCUUCCACUUCAAGAUGUCUACAAGAUCGGCGGCAUUGGAACAGUCCCAGUAGGCCGUGUCGAAACUGGCAUUAUAAAACCCGGCAUGGUCGUCACCUUCGCUCCAACUGGCCUCACUACUGAAGUAAAAUCUGUUGAAAUGCACCAUGAAGCUCUCCAAGAAGCUCUCCCUGGUGACAAUGUGGGAUUCAACGUGAAGAAUGUCGCUGUAAAAGAUCUCAAACGUGGCUAUGUUGCAUCAAAUUCGAAAGAUGAUCCAGCCAAAGAAGCUGCUAGUUUCACCUCACAAGUUAUCAUCAUGAACCAUCCAGGACAGAUUGGAAAUGGUUAUGCCCCUGUUCUUGACUGCCACACCUCUCACAUUGCAGUCAAGUUUGGGGAGAUUCUAACAAAGAUUGAUAGAAGAUCUGGUAAAGAACUGGAGAAAGAGCCUAAAUUCUUGAAAAAUGGUGAUGCUGGAUUCGUUAAGAUGAUCCCCACUAAGCCUAUGGUGGUGGAAACGUUCUCUGAGUAUCCACCACUUGGGAGAUUUGCGGUCAGAGACAUGCGGCAAACUGUGGCUGUUGGUGUGAUCAAGAGCGUCGAAAAGAAGGACCCAAGUGGUGCUAAGGUCACCAAAUCAGCUGCUAAGAAAUCUGGUAAGUGAAUUGUGCGGUUUGAAUUAUGUGUUGUGUUUUGUGUCUGUUUUCUUUUCAAAACUUUUCUCCCUUUCCCUAGUGAGUUUUCACAGAAUUGGGUUCUUGAUCGUCGGUGGGGAAGGACUGCUGUUUCUCUUGUUGUCUUAUAGGUUAUUGCUAUACAAUUUUUAUUUUCGUUGGUGGGAUGUUUUUCAUAAGUGAUCUAUUGGAUACAUUAUUUGGUGGGGAUGGUUUGAGUACUUGUAUAAGUGAACUUUUGUUGGGUUAACUUUGAGUUUGAUUUCAUUUGCUAUGCUAUUAUUGUUUACUUCUAAUUC